This is a messenger RNA of Paramuricea clavata, 3279 nucleotides long. Lineage: Eukaryota; Metazoa; Cnidaria; Anthozoa; Malacalcyonacea; Plexauridae. The record is from the annotation of a GenBank genome assembly.
AUGAUUGAUGAGUUUCUCGAAAAUGUUGAGUCAACUAAAAAACUGGAGUUAUCGUUGGGAGUUCUUGGUAAUGAUGCCCUCUUGAAGAAGCUGAAAGAAUCCACAAUUAACAUUCACACUGUGGAGAUUCAAUCAACUUGUAAGGUACACCAUGUUCUAAGAAAAUAUUCUUUACCGUCUUGUCUGGAGGUCGUACGUAUUAAUGAGAAUGACUUGGAUUUCGAGGACAUUUCUGCUCUAGUUAGAUCUCUUAGUAGCGUGAAUUAUGGCUUACAUGAGUUAGAUUUAUCUCGUAGUAAGUUUAGGGAAAGUAGUACAGGUAGCUUCUUUGCUUUUAUAUGGCGCGUUCUUAUCAAUUGUAAAGAUCUAAGAAUUUUGAUUUUAACAAAUAAUGGCUUAACCGAACAUGAAAUAACCUGCUUAAUAACUACUUUUGAUUCAAUGAAAAAUAUUAAAAUUUUAAACGUAUCUAAAAAUAACCUUACUGAAACACAAGCAAAUGACAUACUGCAAAAACAUGGACAAGCUAAGAGCAUUGUUUCUUUAGACUUAUCGCAAAACGCAAUACAGGGAAAUAGAAUCAUCAUUGGGAUUUGUCAACUGCAAUCACUCGAAGAACUAAAUAUAUCUCGUAACUACAUCAGAUUUUUCCCUUUACCUAACUUAGAGGAGAAAUGCAACAAAUUCUCAGAAAACACGAAAAUUAUUUCAUUGGCUUCUAAUCACAUGACACCUGACGACAUAUGCAAAUUUUGUUCUUUAAUCAGGUCAGAUCUACUGAAACUUGACUUAGAUUUUAAUCAUGUUGGCAAUUCCAUUUGGUCGUUAUGUUCACUAGGUCUAAGCAUUAAACAUUUGAAAGUGUUAAGUUUAGCAAAUACUGAUAUUUGUGGUGAUGUUGUUGGUUUAGCAAACUUACUCUCUUCAGUAGGAGAACUUGAAGAACUGAAUUUAUCUUCAAAUAAUCUUAUGGCGAACGAUUUUCGGGUUCUUCAGUCACCCUUAUCAGACUUAAUUCAAUUGAAAAAGUUGAAUUUAAGCAGCAAUCCUGAAGGAAUUUCAGCUCUAUUGCAAUGGAUCCUGCCUUUGUUGAAAUACCUGGAAGAGUUAAGGCUAAGUAAUACACACUUAAAUAGCGACGAUUUAAGCAAUAUCUGUUAUUCACUUGCAUCCUUAAGCAGUCUAAAAUAUCUUGACUUAAGCAUGAAUGCUAUCGGUUCAGAUGGAUUAAGGGCACUUGCUAACAUUUUGAAAGAGUUUCCAUUAUUAGAGGGGCUAGACAUAAGUAGAGCGUGUAUCAAGGAAGAUGACAUAAGUAUCUUGUGUAAGGGUUUAGUUCCAUUAGAGAAGGUUAGAUAUCUGAAUAUGUCAGGCAAUAGGAUUGAUCUUGACGUUUUAGACGAUGAUUUGUUUUUACCUCCAACGUUAGAGGAGUUGAUUUUCAGUGAUAUCAUCACUCAUGGCGAAAAACUCUUUGCCAAAAUGAAACAGCUAAAAAAUCUAAGAAAACUUCACCUUAAUCAACUGAGACUAAGAGCUUACAGUGAUGUUGAGGUGUUAGCCGCCGUGUUGUUGUCUUUUCCAAAGUUGCGGGAACUAUCUUUAGCUGAUAUUACUGUUUCAGACUUAAAGUGUGCCGUAAGAUCGUUGGGGGACAUUAAAAAAAUUGAUCUCACUGGCAUAAAAUUACUUGAUGAAAGAGCAUUAGUUGACAUGCUUUCGUGUCUUUUGUACUUAGAAGAACUAGUUUUAACUGACAUGAAUGUUGCGAACAUGGACUGUGAAAGAUUCUUUAGUGCGGUAAAAUUGUUGACACAUUUAAGAAAACUUAACCUUGGUGGUGUAAAAAUACGUGACGAAAAAGCUUGGUUUGACAUGCUGUCCUCUCUUUUAAUUUUGGAAGAAAUUGUGUUUCCUAAUGUUGGUUUAAUGAAUACUGACUGUAUGACAGCAUAUUUUAGUUCCUUGGAAUCAUUAAGAUAUUUGAAAAAUCUUGAUCUGCAAUGCACUAAAAUUCGUAAACCUGGCGUAGAAGCUUUAGCUCUCGUGUUACCAUCACUGCAGUUGUUGGAAAAGCUAGUGUUGGGAGGGAUUAACUUUGAUGAUGGGUGUCAAAAACAACUGUUUGCCGCACUAGGGAAAUUGAAAUACCUCAAGGAACUUGAUUUAUGUUACACUCGUAUUACCCAAACUGGCGCAGAAGCUUUAGCUCUCGUGUUACCAUCACUGCAGUUGUUGGAAAAGCUAGACUUGGGAAAGAAUGACUUUGUAGAUGGAUGUAAAAACACCCUGUUUUCUGCGCUAGGAAAAUUGAAGUACCUCAAGGAACUUAAUUUAAGUUGCACUCGUAUUACCCAAACUGCCGCAGAAGCUUUAGCUGACGUGUUACAAUCACUGCUGUUGUUGGAAAAGCUAGUGUUGGGAAGGAUUAACUUUGAUGGUGGAUGUCAAAAACAACUGUUUGCCGCACUAGGAAAACUGAAAUACCUCAAGAAACUUGAUUUAUGUUACACUCGUAUUACCCAAACUGGCGCAGAAGCUUUAGCUGACGUGUUACCAUCACUACAGUUGUUGGAAAAGUUAGUGUUGGGAGGGAUUAACUUUGAUGAUGGAUGUCAAAAACAACUGUUCGCUGCGCUAGGAAAAUUGAAAUACCUCAAGGAACUUGAUUUAUGUUACACUCGUGUUACCCAAACUGGCGUAGAAGCUUUAGCUGACGUGUUACCAUCACUGCAGUUGUUGGAAAAGCUGGACUUGGGAAAGAUAGACUUUGAUGAUGGAUGUCAAAAACAACUGUUUUCUGCGCUAAGAAAAUUGAAAUACCUCAAGGAGCUUGAUUUAUGUUACACUCGUAUUACCCAAACUGGCGCAGAAGCUUUAGCUGACGUGUUACCAUCACUGCAGUUGUUGGAAAAGCUAGACUUGGGAAAGAUUGACUUUGAUGAUGGAUGUCAGAAACAACUGUUUUCUGCGCUAGGAAAAUUGAAAUACCUUAAGGAACUUCAUUUAUGUUACACUCGUAUUACCCAGACUGGCGCAGAAGCUUUAGCUGACGUGUUAACAUCACUGCAGUUGUUGGAAAAGCUAGAGUUGGGAGAGAUUAACUUUGGUGAUGGAUGUCAAAAACAACUGUUGGCUGCGCUAGGAAAAUUGAAAUACCUCAAGGGACUUAGUUUAUGUUGGACCGCUAUUACCCAAACUGGCGCAGAAGCUUUAGCUGAGGUGUUACCGUCACUGCAGUUGUUGGAAAAGCUAAAGUUGCAUCCUUUCAAAAUGAAA